Molecule: messenger RNA, 7897 nt
Organism: Cephus cinctus (wheat stem sawfly)
Lineage: Eukaryota; Metazoa; Arthropoda; Insecta; Hymenoptera; Cephidae
Gene: unc-104
Product: kinesin-like protein unc-104
Exons: 29
Coding region: 282-5651 (1789 amino acids)
Biological process (GO): microtubule-based movement
Molecular function (GO): microtubule motor activity; microtubule binding; ATP binding
Source: RefSeq, a predicted model, not a curated record
CGCGCGCGUCGCUUGAUGAACUACUCGUAUCCUUGCGACUACGGAACGGCACGGUCUAAGGGUAGACGUGCAAUAAUGUUCGCGAGCGCGGCUCCGAACUCUAUCACGACCGAUAUCACGUUUGUUAUAGUGCGCGAGUUGUGACUUUUGUUCAGUGAUCGAGAGGAUCGCCUCCCAGGAGUUUUCUCGAAGGAUUUUAUCGUAAACGACAUUGCUAUCAUUGGGGCAGGUCCACCCAGGAAUACGUUAAAAGCAAGAGAAACUAAAAGAAAAGCUUGAAGAUGUCGUCGGUGAAGGUGGCGGUACGGGUACGUCCCUUCAACAACCGGGAGAUUUCCCGUGAAGCACAAUGCAUCAUCGAUAUGACUGGCAAUACCACCUCAAUAGUUAAUCCAAAAGCGCCACCUGGCAGUAAGGAUGCCAUCAAGAGCUUCAAUUAUGACUAUUCCUACUUCUCCAUGGACCCAUGCGAUACAAACUACUCUUCGCAAAUUAUGGUGUACAAAGAUAUCGGGGAAGAGAUGCUGGAGCACGCAUUCACUGGUUACAAUGUAUGCAUAUUCGCUUAUGGACAAACUGGCGCUGGAAAGUCGUACACGAUGAUGGGUAAACAAGAGGAUGGCCAGGAAGGGAUUAUUCCACAGAUUUGCAAGGAUCUAUUCAGGAAGAUCAGCAAGAAUACGAGCGAUCAAUUGAAAUUUUCAGUCGAAGUUAGCUACAUGGAAAUUUAUUGUGAGCGAGUCAGGGAUUUGCUCAAUCCUAAGAACAAAGGAAAUCUUCGCGUACGCGAACAUCCUGCCCUUGGUCCUUAUGUCGAAGAUCUUUCGAAACUCGCAGUUAUGUCCUACGAGGACAUUCACGAUCUCAUUGACGAGGGAAACAAAGCAAGAACUGUCGCUGCCACCAAUAUGAACGAGACUUCAAGCAGGUCUCAUGCAGUUUUCACGAUCUUCUUCACCCAGCACAAAUGUGACAGUACGACCGGUAUGGAUACUGAUACAGUGAGCAAGAUCUCGCUUGUUGACCUGGCAGGAUCAGAGCGUGCAGAUUCAACGGGAGCCAAAGGUACCAGGCUGAAGGAAGGCGCCAAUAUUAACAAGAGUUUGACCACCUUGGGCAAAGUCAUCAGUGCGCUUGCCGAGAUCGCGGCUACCAAUCAAGCUACCAAAAAGAAGAAGAAGGCUGACUUCAUUCCGUACCGAGACUCGGUAUUGACUUGGUUACUUCGUGAGAAUCUUGGAGGAAACUCAAAAACGGCUAUGAUUGCAGCCAUCAGUCCUGCCGACAUAAAUUAUGAUGAAACUCUUUCUACACUUCGAUACGCUGAUCGAGCCAAACAAAUCGUCUGCAAGGCGGUCGUUAACGAAGAUGCCAAUGCUAAGCUCAUCCGGGAACUUAAGGAAGAGAUUCAGAAGCUACGGGAAUUACUGAAGCAAGAAGGAAUCGACAUGCAAGAAGUGCUCGACGUAGGGCCAGAUGGCAAAAUCACUUAUGAAAAGAAAGAAUCUAGAGACGAGCCGGCUAACAUCAAGGCAAUCAAGCGUGAAGAUGACGUCAAGGAAACCAGACAACGUGUACCGUCGCAUCCAGCAUCGACGCUUGCUGAGGAAGCAGUUGAUCAACUGCAAGCAAGCGAAAAGCUCAUAGCCGAACUCAAUGAGACAUGGGAAGACAAACUUAAGAGAACUGAAUCAAUAAGAUUACAACGAGAAGCUGUUUUCGCUGAAAUGGGCGUUGCUGUCAAAGAAGAUGGCGUGACUGUUGGCGUAUUCUCACCGAAAAAGACACCGCAUCUGGUUAAUCUGAAUGAGGAUCCACUGAUGUCCGAGUGUUUGAUUUAUUAUAUCAAGGAUGGCUUCACUAGGAUUGGAUCGGCUGAAGCUAACAUUCCUCAGGAUAUACAAUUGUGCGGACCGUAUAUACUCAGUGAGCACUGCGUUUUCGAAAAUCACGAGGGUGUCAUUACCCUUAUGCCCAAGAAAGGAGCAUUGAUAUAUGUCAACGGACGAGAAGUUACUGAACCUAUUAUCCUGAAGACAGGAUCGCGAGUUAUCCUUGGCAAGAAUCAUGUAUUUCGCUUCAAUCAUCCGGAUCAGGUCCGCGAACGGCGUGAGAAAAACUCACCGGCUGAGACUCCAGGAAAUGGCGAGACUGUUGAUUGGAACUUUGCGCAGAUCGAACUCCUUGAGAAGCAGGGUAUCGAUCUUAAAGCGGAAAUGGAGAAGAGGUUGUUAGUUCUAGAGGAACAAUUCCGGAAAGAAAAGGAAGAGGCUGAUCAACUGUUCGAGGAGCAGAGAAAGAAUUAUGAAGCCCGCAUAGAUGCCUUGCAAAAACAAGUUGAGGAGCAAAGUAUGACAAUGUCUAUGUACAGUAGUUACACUCCAGAAGAUUUUAACAAUAUCGAGGAAGAUAUAUUUGUCAACCCCUUGUUUGACGCAGAGAGCAACUGGAGUGAGCGUGAAUUUCAACUGGCUGCGUGGGCUUUCCGCAAAUGGAAGUAUCAUCAAUUUACCAGUCUGCGAGAUGACCUCUGGGGCAAUGCGAUAUUCCUCAAAGAGGCUAACGCCAUUUCCGUGGAGCUUAAGAAGAAGGUUCAAUUCCAAUUUACGCUACUCACCGAUACCCUUUACUCACCCUUACCCGUCGACCUUCUGCCAACAACCGACGAUGACGAAGACGAGGAGAAACCAUUCCCACGUACGAUCGUUGCUGUUGAAGUGCAAGACACGAAAAAUGGCGCUACUCAUUACUGGACCCUGGACAAGCUUAGACAGCGCGUGGAGCUGAUGCGGCACAUAUACAAUGAAGACUUGAGUCCCAGCACUCCGGAGGCCAAAGAGGAUUUUUUCCAAUGCCUUACGGUCUACUCUAAUCAGAAGUUUUCCCUCGCAAAUCUUUUGCCUUCGAGGCAAAGACUGGAACUCAUGAGGGAGAUGUACCACAACGAAGCUGAACUGUCUCCAACUUCUUUGGAUUAUAAUAUUGAAACUAUUACUGGCGGUGAUCCAUUCUAUGACAGAUUUCCUUGGUUCCGAAUGGUCGGCAGGUCUUUUGUUUACCUGAGCAAUCUUAUGUAUCCUGUGCCAUUGAUUCACAAAGUUGCAAUUGUGAAUGAGAAGGGCGACGUUAAAGGAUAUCUUCGCGUAGCAGUCCAGGCCGUUGUCGAAGAGGAAAACAGCGAAUACUCAAGCGGUGUCAGACAAUCCGCUCGUAUCUCAUUCGAGGAUGAUCUAUUUGGUGGACAUAGGCAGAACAAACGUGGUACUCUCCUGGCACAGACUUUGGAAAAGAAUCAACAGAAUCUGUUGCAAGAAGAACGCGUUGUUGAAGGUCAGACAGAAGGGAAAGACUGCAAGGAUGUCAAGGACGAGGAAGAAGUCGGUGACGCUGACAGUGGCAGAGGAGAUAGCUCCGUUUCUAGCGACAUGAAGGAAGACGAGAUGCCUGAUCAUCUUCAACCUGGUGCUCAAUUUACAUUCAGAGUAACGGUGCUGCAAGCAAUGGGCAUUUCCACAGAAUAUGCUGACAUAUUUUGUCAAUUCAACUUCUUACAUCGACAUGACGAAGCUUUCUCUACGGAACCUGUGAAGAAUACUGGAAAAGGAAAUCCACCUGGUUUCUAUCACGUACAAAAUAUCACCGUCACGGUUACAAAAUCAUUCCUGGAGUAUUUGAAGACGCAACCCAUAGUGUUCGAGGUCUUCGGCCACUAUCAACAGCAUCCAUUGCACAAAGAUGCUAAACUCGAAUACAGCGUUCGACAGCCACCCAAAAGGAUGUUGCCUCCAUCUAUACCGAUCAGCCAACCAGUACGAUCACCAAAGUUUGGUAGUGUCCUACCAUCCCCCAGUACAUCACACGUUCAUGCCAAGUACGACGUGCUUGUUUGGUUCGAAAUUUGCGAAUUGGCGCCCAAUGGAGAGUACGUACCAUCUGUGGUAGACCAUAGCGAUGAUCUACCGUGCCGUGGACUCUUCUUACUACAUCAAGGCAUUCAGCGACGUAUACGAAUUACUAUCGUUCACGAACAUGCACCUGAACUUCGAUGGAAAGACGUCAGGGAGCUGGUAGUCGGCCGCAUUCGGAAUACACCUGAACCCGAAGAAGAGGACAACGACUCGUCGGUACUCUCUCUGGGAUUAUUCCCUGGAGAAUAUAUAGAGAUUCCUGGAGACGAUAGGUGUAUGUUCAGGUUCGAAGCUGCUUGGGAUAGUUCAUUGCACAAUUCAGCUCUACUCAAUAGAGUUACCUCGUACGGAGAACAAAUAUUCAUGACUAUUUCUGCAUAUUUGGAGUUGGAGAAUUGUGGUAGACCGGCAAUUGUAACAAAGGAUCUCAGUAUGAUAAUUUAUGGACGGGAUGCCAGGGUUGGACCACGAUCAUUGAAGCACCUCUUCAGCGGGCAUUAUCGUAACCAGGAAGCGAACAGACUCAGCGGCGUUUACGAGUUGGUCCUACGUCGCGCUUCAGAAGCAGGUAGUCCAGGUGUACAGAGACGACAACGUCGAGUACUCGACACUAGUUCUACGUAUGUAAGAGGUGAGGAAAAUCUCCACGGAUGGAGACCUAGAGGAGACAGCCUGAUCUUCGAUCAUCAAUGGGAAUUGGAAAAACUCACUAGAUUAGAAGAAGUUGAGCGAGUAAGACAUACUCUCCUCCUCAGGGAAAAACUUGGAAUCGACAAAGUUCCCUUAUGUAACAAAACGACACACGAUUUCACCAAGAGCGAGAAGGAAGUAUGCAACAUGGUAGCAAAGGCCACUAAUGAGCCACACGCCAGCCCAGUGAAGUUAAAGAAGUCUGCGAGUAAAGACGUUUAUGAACCCUGGGAAAUGACGGAGAGAGAGCGCGAACUCGCCAUAAAAUAUAUCAAGCUCAUUCAGGGUCGAAUUCCAAGCAAGGAGCCUAUUGUUCUUUCCGACGUAUCGCCAGGAGAAGAUACCAUAACUGACAUGUCUGCAUCCAUGAUAUCCUCUGUCGUUUCAUCCUCGUCUCAAGAGUCAGUAUACUCGCAACCGUACAACCUUCGAGCACAGCCCACAGGAAAAAUAGUGAGGAGCAGUUCUAAGUCGUGCAUCUUUAGGUUGAGCUCACCGGAGCGUGCUAGACUUCAAGAACUUCAGGAUAGCAUGAUGGUUGGUGAAUCAGCCAGCCAGACUAACACAACGGCACCAGCACCCUUGGGUUCGUCAUCUCCUCUGAAGGAGAGUCUUGUACUAUAUGUACCCGAAGUCGAGGAGAUACGUAUUAGUCCUGUUAUCGCCAGAAAGGGAUAUCUGAAUGUUUUGGAGCACAAGACUAACGGUUGGAAGAAACGAUGGGUGGCGGUUCGCAGACCCUACGUAUUUAUCUUCAGGGAAGAAAAGGAUCCAGUAGAAAGGGCUCUGAUUAAUUUAGCUACCGCUCAAGUCGAGUAUUCGGAAGAUCAGUUGGCGAUGGUUAAAGUACCAAAUACUUUCAGUGUGGUAACCAAACAUCGAGGAUACCUACUACAGACCUUAGGUGACAAAGAAGUUUACGACUGGCUCUACGCCAUCAAUCCGCUGCUGGCAGGCCAAAUCAGAUCGAAGCUAGCUCGCAAAGGACCUGGCCCCAACAUGGCCCCCAUCACCUUAGGUCCACCACCCGAAAUUCAAACACAAGCCAAGUGAGUCGCCGAUUCUUUGGCCGAGGUGAUGGAUAUCGUCGCAAAGACAUCCAAGCGCAUACUUUAUCAGUCUCACUCUGCCUUCGAGUCGCAGGACUUCUCUAGCUUUCAUUUUCCAGUAAUCUUUGAAUGAAUCGGAAGAGAUAUUCGAUCCGUAUAACGUCAUACAAUUUACGAGAAUAAUACGGUCAUUACAAUCUCCGUUACGAACGCGUACAUUGUAUCCAUAGACAUUAUAGAUAAAAUACGAACGUGCAAAGCUUUGCCAGUUCAACCUGGCAUAGCCGAAAAAUCUAUGUUUCUUACUAAGUAUCUCACAAGUCGAGAUUGACUUAAGGACUGUUGAAAGUGGCGAGGGCGUCUCCGUGCGCGUUUUCAUAAAAACGUCAUGUUCACAGUUGAGACGUCUAUGGCUUUAAACUAGCCAUCGCACAUGCUUCGUUUAUAUAAAAAUGGAGAUCGCGGUACAGAACGGUGCUUAAUGUUCUAGACGAAACACGUGUGGACCAGAUACAUAUGUACAAUCGUAUGUAUGCCUGUUGCAAUGUAGCAUACAUAUACAUACGGUAUUAGGUGAAUUCUAAGACGGAUAAUACAAGCGACGAGAGGUAAAAUGAAAGAGGGGAAAAAAGUGACGGAUCUAUAUGCCUAAUGUACACACGCUGAAAAUCAGAGACACGGACACAUUCCUAUGAUGCCAGGUUAGAGUGGAAGGAAGUGUAUCCCUUUUAUGAGAAUUAUCCUUUAUGACUUAUGACAAGCGUAUAUCGUUAUACGCUUAAGAGCUUCACUUUUUCCUUUUUUCAUUUCUUCGUAGCUUUUCUUUAUCCGUCGACGUACAUCCUCGGAAGUCGGCACAAAAUUUGCAAACUGGGUCAAUGACACGUCUUGACAGCAGAGUCUCUUUUACACAGUUAAUACGUGCAUAUCGUUACGAGAAGACGUGUUCUGGUGCAAUAACAUGAAAGAGACAGUACUUAAACUGGAAGCUAAUGGAUACGAAAUGAAAAAGAAUCAUAGACAAAAUAGUAGAAACAUGCACGACUCGUGAUAAUUUUUGUGUACAGCUUGUCCAUGAGUUCUUGAUACCAACGAUAAACGAGCACUAUACCUAUUCGUUCGGAAAGGGCUAGAUGUUUUACGAAAUAAACAGAAAAAAAAUUACUCUCAAACUCAUCUAUACGUAUUCUACGAUAUUAAUUAAUAAAUUAUCGAUAUGCAUAGACGUAACGACGUGACUAUAACGAGAUAAAAAGAAAAAGAUGAAAAUCAAGCUACAUAGCGUGUAUCAAAGUUUUCAAUAUAUAUUAUUCAUAAUUGUUUACCUUUUAACGUAAGAAAGAUUUGAAUCACAAAAUUCAGCGAACACGAUAUAUGGGUUUUAAGGCUUACCAACCUGUGCGAAGUGAAUUCGCGUGCUUGAAGCGAACUACGUUGGUUAAAAAAAAGAGAUGGAACCCACUUUGAGACUUUUGUGCACGAACGAAGGAAAGAGCGUUUCCGUUUCUCAUAUGACUGGCUAAAUAUCUCGGUCUAUUACUAAUCAUGGACAAGAAUCAAUGGCCGAAAUCUGAAAUGUAUUUAUUGUGAAUUCGGCAGCGGGCGACAGUUGACCCUGCCAAAUUCAUGAUAAAAAUGCAUGCUCCUUAUUUCGGAACGACCUUUUUCUGAUUUCCUUAAUUGUUCAUUAAUUUAUAUUUCAUUUGGUUGAACCGUCCCUCCUCUUCACUUCUAGCCAAUUGUAUUCGAUCUCUAUAUAUGUAUGUAUGUCGAGGAGCGGAAGGCGAAUUAGCAAUUAUUCAAUAACUACCGAAACAUCUCGUUCUAAUGAAUUAUAAUUGCAUUUAAAUGUCAGGCACCUAAUUAUUAAUCUGUUAAUUAAAAAAGAAAACGAAAGAUGAUAGUGUGUAUAUAUGAUGUGUGCGUAAGAGAUGAAUGCGCGAGUGUGAUCCUACGCAGCUGCAAAUCAUUGUCCUGAUUAUAUAUAUAUUUCUGUGAAAAGGAUAAAUACACUCGGUUACUCUCGGUAGAUAUUUUUAUAUUUAGAAUAAUAAUUUGCAGCCAACUUGCGACGCGUUGAGGCUUUAAUGGCGCGGGGUGCUAGAUUUAAAGUAUCGUCAAGCGCUAAACCGUAAUAUCGGCUGGCCGAAUUACGCUGAUUUAAUCGGCAUACGUGAGCAACAAAAAAAAAAACAGACACGUAAUAGCUCAAGAAAUCACACGAUUAAUCUGUCGAGCUAAAAACUCGAA